AUGGCGCCGUUACAGAGUCGUAUUCUCGUCGGCUGCGGCUUCAUCUCUGCCGCCCUCGCCGCUGACAACGUCCUAUCAUUGACGCUCUCCGCAUCAGUCCCCAAUAAUGUCUCCGGUACCAUCGACCCGUCAUUCGCCGGCUUCGGUAUCGAGCUCGACCACCUGUUCUACUUCAUGGGCGACGAGACACCAAACGACCUGUCCCUCAACCUCAUCAGCAACCUAGCCAAUUUCACCGGUCGUCCACCGCACAUGCGAUUGGGAGGAAACACGCAAGACUACCUCAUCUACAACGACACACAAGACGAAUGGCUUAUCAAGCCGAACCCCCGCCCUACCGCGCCGGGGAACGUCCCUGCAGACAACUUCAUCGUUGGCCCCCGCUUUAUGGAGAUCGCAAACCGCCUGCCCAAGGGUACGCCCGUCACCUGGGGUCUGAACCUGGGAUAUGCAGAGUCCGACUAUCUCGAGAGGCUCACGACAAUGGUUUCCCAGAUUAUCGACAGGUGCACCAACCUCAAUCUCAUGUCCUUUGAAAUCGGAAACGAGCCAGACCUCUACGGCGACAACGGCUUCCGGCAAAAGAGCUCUUGGUCCGGCACCGAAUACACCAAGGAGUGGCGGGAGCGCGCCAACGCCGUGUGGGAACAGGUCCUAGAACCCCGCGGGCUGCACAGUGACUUCUUUGAGGCAUCUGCCUCGACUGCUUGGGUAGCUGGCACGGGAUUCGAGAUCAAGGAUUUAGUCGAGUAUGGAAUCGACGACAAGGCCAACAGCUCCGACGUUGGCUUCAUCACGACUUGGAAUCAGCACAACUACUUCUACUUUGUCGGAUCUUUCCCGUACCCCUUGACCCUCGACUAUAUGCUGCGCUUCGAGACGACAAAGGCCCAAUUCGACUCGGCGAUUGAGGCUCAAAUCACUCAAGCCGAGAGGACCACGCACCCCUUUGCGCUCCGCGAAAUGUCCGUCGUCGGACCGCUGGGGGUCGAAGGCCUCAGCAACACCUUUGCCGCCGCUCUCUGGACCCUCAACUUCCUCCUCUACGCCACAACGAUCAACAUCUCGUCCGUCCAGUUCCACAUGACAUAUGACAGCAACGCCAGCGCCUGGCAACCAACAGCCAUGUUCGGACGCGACCGCUUCGUCCGGCCGCUCUACUACGGCAUGGCCGCCUUCGCCCAGACCAUUGGCCGCUCGUGCACCGCCCGCGUCGCGCAGGCCGAGAUCACGGACUACCCCUCGGGCUACAACGACUACAUCAAGGCCUGGUCCGUCUACCAGGGCGACUCGCUCGCCUCCCUCGUCGUGCUCAACGGCAAGGUCGCCAACGUCUCUGACGCCAACAAGGGCAGCAUCACGGUUGACGUGACCCUGCCCUCCUCGCUGGCCGGCGAGACGCUCCACCUGGCCUACCUGACCGGCGACGGCGCCGACGCGACGAGCGGAACGACGUGGAACGGCCUCAGCUUCGAGCAGGGUGACGACGGGAAGCUGAGCCAGGUGUCGAGCGACGACAUCACGGUCAAAGUGGGCAGCGACGGCAAAGCCAGCAUCCCCGUCCGCGACACCGAGGCCGUCGUCGCCAACAUCGGCGCCAAGGUCGGCAGCGGGGAGCCCGACAGCACGGCGUGCGGUGGGCUCGCUACCACGUCGCAGGGGGUUGGUACGGCGACCACGUCCACGCCCGGGUCGUCGUCGGGGGGUGGCUCGAGCAAUUCGUCUCCGGGCAAGGGGAAGGAUGACUCCGGCGCGGCGGGGUUGGGUUCGGGAACGGGCGUUUAUAACUGCAUUGCGUGGAGUUUGGUGCUUACUAUGGGAGUCUUCUUCUCAUAA
Messenger RNA from Colletotrichum orchidophilum, 1836 nucleotides. RefSeq names its product glycoside hydrolase family 79 protein. The record is from RefSeq and is a predicted model, not a curated record. The coding region runs from base 1 to 1836 and encodes 611 amino acids. NCBI's taxonomy places the organism in Eukaryota, Fungi, Ascomycota, Sordariomycetes, Glomerellales, Glomerellaceae. The transcript has a single exon.